Molecule: messenger RNA, 393 nt
Organism: Arachis stenosperma
Lineage: Eukaryota; Viridiplantae; Streptophyta; Magnoliopsida; Fabales; Fabaceae
Exons: 1
Coding region: 1-393 (130 amino acids)
Source: RefSeq, a predicted model, not a curated record
AUGACUACUCAUGCUAUGCGGCAAACAAGGCAAUCAGCCGUAAACAAAAAUGGAGAAGGUGCUAAGAACAACUUAGGUAGUGUUCCAAGAACUCUAGCUGUUUUUCUGAAAGUUGACCCACCGUUUUUCAAUGGAUCGACAAAUCCUACUGAAGCAGACAACUGGUUCCAAGCUGUGGAGCAUGCAUUGCAAACUCAACAUGUACCAUAUGAUCAAUUCGUGGAAUAUGCAGCUUAUCAACUAGUGGGAGAAGCUCGGCAAUGGUGGCAGGGAGAGCGACGACUGCUAUACCAACAAAAUAUGGACAUUACAUGGGAGUUAUUCCAGACAGCUUUCUAUAAUAAGUACUUUUAUGAGUCAAUAAGGGAGGCCAGAGAGUUGGAGCUCUUAUAG